Messenger RNA from Grammomys surdaster, 1677 nucleotides. RefSeq names its product polypeptide N-acetylgalactosaminyltransferase 13 (gene Galnt13). NCBI's taxonomy places the organism in Eukaryota, Metazoa, Chordata, Mammalia, Rodentia, Muridae. The transcript is spliced from 16 exons. Gene Ontology annotation, cellular component: Golgi apparatus. The record is from RefSeq and is a predicted model, not a curated record.
AUGAGGAGAUUUGUCUACUGCAAAGUGGUUCUGGCCACUUCGCUGAUGUGGGUGCUUGUUGAUGUCUUCUUACUCCUGUACUUCAGCGAGUGUAACAAGUGUGAUGACAAGAAGGAGAGAUCCCUGCUGCCUGCGCUGCGGGGUGAUGUUUUAUACAGCUUUCAAAAAUCUCAUAGGGGGCCUGGAGAGAGUGGGCAGCCUUGUCUAAGCCCAAAAGAAGACAAUCAGAGAAACACUCUUUUCAGAAAAAAUAAAUUCCAGUUGAUGAAACAAAAUAUAUUUUUAGAGAAAUGACUACCGCACAUCAGGAGCCUGGGAUGCAAGACUAAAGUCUACCCUGAUGAACUUCCAAACACAAGUGUAGUCAUUGUGUUCCAUAAUGAAGCUUGGAGUACUCUACUUAGAACUGUCUAUAGUGUCAUAAAUCGUUCCCCACAUUACCUGCUCUCUGAGGUCAUCUUGGUCGAUGAUGCCAGUGAAAGAGAUUUUCUCAAGUUGACAUUAGAGAAUUACGUGAAAACUUUAGAAGUUCCAGUGAAAAUUAUCAGGAUGGAAGAGCGCUCUGGGUUAAUACGUGCCCGUCUCCGAGGAGCAGCUGCUUCAAAAGGACAGGUCAUAACUUUUCUGGAUGCACACUGUGAGUGCACCUUAGGAUGGCUGGAGCCCUUGCUGGCGAGAAUAAAGGAAGACAGGAAAACGGUUGUGUGUCCAAUCAUUGAUGUUAUUAGUGAUGAUACCUUUGAGUACAUGGCUGGGUCAGACAUGACUUAUGGUGGUUUUAACUGGAAGCUAAAUUUUCGAUGGUAUCCUGUCCCUCAAAGAGAAAUGGAUAGGAGAAAAGGAGACAGGACACUACCUGUCAGGACCCCUACUAUGGCUGGUGGCCUAUUUUCUAUUGACAGAAACUACUUUGAAGAGAUAGGAACUUACGAUGCAGGAAUGGAUAUCUGGGGUGGAGAGAAUCUUGAAAUGUCUUUUAGGAUCUGGCAAUGUGGAGGCUCUCUGGAGAUUGUGACUUGCUCUCAUGUUGGUCAUGUUUUUCGAAAGGCAACUCCAUACACAUUCCCUGGUGGCACUGGCCAUGUCAUUAACAAGAACAACAGAAGACUGGCAGAAGUGUGGAUGGAUGAAUUCAAAGAUUUCUUCUACAUCAUAUCCCCAGGUGUUGUCAAAGUGGAUUAUGGAGAUGUGUCAGUCAGAAAAACACUAAGGGAAAAUCUGAAGUGUAAGCCUUUUUCUUGGUACCUAGAAAACAUCUAUCCGGACUCCCAGAUUCCAAGACGUUAUUACUCACUUGGUGAGAUACGAAAUGUUGAAACCAAUCAAUGCUUAGAUAACAUGGGCCGCAAAGAAAAUGAAAAAGUGGGUAUAUUCAACUGUCACGGCAUGGGAGGUAACCAGGUGUUUUCUUAUACUGCUGACAAAGAAAUCCGAACUGAUGACUUGUGCCUGGAUGUAUCCAGGCUCAGUGGACCUGUAAUCAUGUUAAAAUGUCACCAUAUGAGAGGAAAUCAACUAUGGGAAUAUGAUGCUGAGAGACUCACUUUGAGACAUGCUAACAGUAACCAAUGUCUUGAUGAACCUUCUGAGGAAGACAAAAUGGUGCCUACCAUGCAGGACUGCAGUGGCAGCAGAUCCCAACAAUGGCUACUGAGGAACAUGACCUUGGGGACAUGA